Paraglomus brasilianum is the source of this 2598-nucleotide messenger RNA. Lineage: Eukaryota; Fungi; Glomeromycota; Glomeromycetes; Paraglomerales; Paraglomeraceae. The record is from the annotation of a GenBank genome assembly.
AUGACAUCAGAACUCGUGCCUUACAAACGUCCCGGCUAUGGUGACGAAGGAAGAAUAGGUUCCAAAGACCGCCGAACCAAAGUAUUAACAAACAUGUUCGAAAUCGAAACAAAGAAUAUGACGUUUCGCCAGUAUGUAAUAGAGUUUAAACGUGAUACCUCUCGUAAGGGUCCAACGGAGUUUACUGGUGACUCUGCCGGACGAAGACGUACUCGAAGGCAUGUCUUUGCCACCUUUCAUAAACUAAACAAAGAGGAAUACUUCAAAGGUGUGGGCGUAGCAUAUGACGGAGGCUCCAACCUUUUUACAUCCGGUAAACUUACCCUCAGUAGCAACAAUCAAAUAAACCAACUUGUCGAGGUUGAAAACGACUGCGAGUAUUACGUAGAAAUCAGGGAAAACCCUAGCAAGCCAACAAUUUCAAUGGACGAUCUAAAGGAUGUCUUGACUGGAGAGAAUUUCGAGUGGGAUUUCUUCGACAAUCUGAUGUUGAACGCUUUAAAUGCGUUCAUACAAUACAAUCCUGCCCUUAAAUUUGUUCAAUAUGGUGAUUCUUUCUUCCUGCCUGAAACAAAAAGACCGCUCGGAGACGGCGCAGAAUUAUUACAAGGAUAUUUCCUUAGUGUUCGUCCAGGAGAAGGAGACGGAAGAGGAAAAUUAGGAAAAGUAUUUCUGAACGUGAAUGUGACUUAUACCGUCACUUUCGAGUCGAACGAUUUAUGCACCUUGAUUUGCAAGUAUCUUAACACGCAGACUUUACCAGACUUGUUCAGACCCGAGAUAAUGUCACUUUUAAAUAAGGCUUUCCGACACAUCCGAGUUAGACCACUGCAUCGCCCAGAAUCCGGGGCCGUUCAUACUAUCAAAAGGUUCCAUGAUUUACCUGCGGAUAAAACCAUGUUUCCGAAUAAAGAAAUUGGGAGAGAAGAGAGCGUUAAGGAAUUUUUCGCUCGUAAAUACAACAAGAAGAUUCGCACACCAUUUGUCGUAGAGGAUACGAAGGGUAGCAAAUAUCCUAUUGAAUGCCUCGGUGUUAUUGAGGGACAACACUAUAAAGGCCGACCAUUAAGCAGUAAACAACGUGGAGAAAUGAUCAAGAUUACUGCUAAACAUCCUACGGAAAACAAGCAGCUUAUACUAAACGGUGUCCAUGACGUGUUGGCAUUUAGUAAAGACGAAAUACUCCGAAAAGCCGGGAUCAGACUCAAUACGCGAAUGGUUAAUGUACCCGGUCGCUUCAUAAACACACCAGAAGUUUCGUACUCUGAUUCAUCUAAGCAGGGCGCACAAAUUAUACCAAAAGAUUGGGACGCAGCUUGGAAUCUCCGUGACGUGAAGUACUUUAAAUCUGGCGAAUCUUUAAAAAGUUGGAUUGCUAUUUCGUUGACACAAGCGGUUGGUCCAGAGGUCAUCAACAAGUUUAUGAAGAGUCUAGCCCGACAAGCCACAAUUCAAGGCAUGAACGUUAAUGGCGAUUCUAUGCCACCCAAGUACAUUCGGUCGAGAGUAUUCGAACAAGCUCGCAACGAGAUCAUCAGAACAGUAGAGGAGGCCAAGAGGGCAGCAAGUAAUCGACGAUUGGAUCUACAGUUGGUCGUUUUCUUCAUCGAUGGUGAUAAACAUCCCAUGAAUACAAAACAAUACAACCUUGUUAAAGAAGUCAUGGAUACCCAUGUUGGUAUUUUGUCUCAAUGUAUACAGUCCCAUCAUGUUGCAGCCUGCAAACCACAAUACCUCGCGAAUGUUACCGCAAAACUUAAUUUGAAACUAAACGGAACCAAUUCCACCGUCCGUCUUCCACGAAUCGAUAAACAACGAAUCAUGAUCAUGGGCGCUGACGUCACUCAUCCUCCACCAGAAACAACCGAUUUUCCUUCGAUCGCGGCCGUAGUUGCAUCCAUGGAUCAAUAUGCUGCCCGAUAUGCCGAGAGACAUAUACCGCAGUUUAAAGAAGCAAAGGUUAACAGCAAAAAAACAGGUCGAGGAAAAGAAGAAAUCGACGACAUGGAGGAAUUGACGUACCAGCUCUUGUGUGAAUUCGUGCGAAUAAACAAAAAGGAGCCCGAGAGCAUCAUCAUGUACAGAGACGGCAUUAGCGAAAGCCAGUUCAAACCUCUGGCAUUGGAUAAGGAACUUCCUAGUAUCAGAAGAGCUUGUACCAGACUGAAAGCCAACUACAAACCAAAAAUCUCGUAUAUUGUUGUCUGCAAGAGACACCACAAUCGAUUCUAUCCUAUGGACAGACAAGAUGCCGACAAAAAAGGAAACGUGAAGCCCGGUCUGGUUGUCGAGCGAGUUAUUACGCAUCCCUAUCUUUUUAAUUUCUAUCUCACUUCUCACUCUAGUCUUCAAGGGACGUCGCGUCCAAGUCUAUAUCACGUUUUGCACGAUGAGAAUAAGUUUGAAGUAGAUGAACUUCAGGACUUUACGAACAAAUUGUGUUAUAACUUUCAACGGGCGACCAGAGCAGUUUCUAUUCCUGCACCGACUUAUUAUGCACAUUGUGCAGCGAAAAGGGCACGAUCACAUUUUUAUAACGGCCAGUUGGGCAUGACCAAGAUUGAGCUUGCGAAAAACUAUCCCAUGUAUUACGUGUAA